GGCUGAGCUGUGUUCGCAUCUGGUUAAUUGUGAAGCGAGGUCGAGUUAUACGCGCUUCUGCAACGUGUGAAAAAUCGAGUAUGCUGAGGCAGUAACACGUCCAGAAUGCAGAGCAUAAAGUGCGUGGUGGUGGGGGACGGUGCGGUGGGGAAGACCUGCCUCCUCAUCUCGUACACCACCAACGCCUUCCCCAAGGAGUACAUCCCCACCGUCUUCGACAACUACAGCGCCCAGGUGACGGUGGACGGUCGGUCCGUCAGCCUGAACCUGUGGGACACGGCGGGCCAGGAGGAGUACGACCGUCUACGCACGCUCUCCUACCCGCAGACCAACGUCUUCCUCAUCUGCUUCUCCAUCGCCAGCCCGCCCUCCUACGAGAACGUCAAGCACAAGUGGCACCCGGAGGUCACCCACCACUGUCCCAACGUGCCCAUCCUGCUGGUGGGCACCAAGAGCGACCUGCGCUCCGACCCCGAGGUGCUGAAGAAGCUGAAGGAGCAGAACCAGACCACCGUCACCCAGCAGCAGGGCGCAGCGCUGGCCCGCCACAUCCACGCCAUCAAGUACCUCGAGUGCUCCGCCCUCAAUCAGGACGGCAUCAAGGAGGUGUUCGCCGAGGCCAUGCGGGCCUUCCUCAACCCACAGCCAGCCUCCAGUAAGAAACCCUGUGUGCUUUUAUAAAGCAAGAGAGAGAAAGAGAAUGAGUGAGAGAGAUAGAAAGAGACAUACUGAGAUACUCAUACUAAGAGACUUGUUACUGCAGUGAUCAUUUUAAAAUUACACAAUAAUGUUACUAAUGUAAUUAGAUGAAAUUUCUGUUUUAAAAGAAAAAAAAAAACAGAGUUUUGCUUAGUGGAUUUUGUGUUUGAAAUUUGAGAUGGGGGCGUGUCUGCUCUCCAUCCUGGUGGAGGCCUGUAUUGGUGUCUCAGCUCAGACUUGUGACCCUCAUACACUGGGCCUGACAUUCUGAGGAUGGUGAGAUUGCCCUGGCCUGAAGCCUAGACGUGCAACAGUGCUCUGCUCUCUGCCUCACAGAGAAAUUCUCUGCAUAAGCAGCAAAUUCAUUUUACCUGUAUCUUUUUUUUCUUGAUUCUGUGAAACCUCCUCUCUCUGUGCUUGUCAUCUCUUACUGCAGUCCAUGUCUUCCUGACUCAUUCAGUCUCCUUUAAGAAAUAGACAGAAGUGCUGUACACAGUGUCAAAGCUGGAGACCCAAGGGAGUUAAAAUCAGGGGUGUCCCCGCUGCUUACUCUGGGAUCCUACUGUUCCUCAGCCAUGCUUCUCUACCCUGCAUGAGGCCCCAGGCUCCAGCCAAAUCAAGAAGAACGCUUCCCACAGGGCUCUUAAAGACAGUGCACUUUGAGUGAAAUAAAUGUUAAACAACAGAGGACGUGAAAGCAAUGUGGCCAUAAUUGAACAGGGUGUUGAGUUUAGCUCCUUUGUGUUAGAGGAGCAAUGACAGCUGAGGGGGCGACCUAUUUCCGGAUCUUUCUCAGACCAUGAGUGAAGGAUUUUCCUUGUCCCAAAUGCAUCAGUUCUUAUGAAACUAUAGUAUGUCAGCUGGAGUUGUUAUUGUGUUUAAUUAGUGUGGGCAUCACUCCCUCCCCUUUUUCCUGCCAUAUUUUUCCAAGGAAUAAUAGAAAAAAAAAACAUUUACAGCUUUUCACUGAUGAGUUGGAGAAGAAUUUCUGUCACCCUCUGUAAGUGGUAGUUUGGCCUGACUGCAGUUAACCCUUUACUGCUUGGGGCUAUUAAAAUGGCACCUUGUGAAUGAUGAAUUUGUCCAAUUACUGGUGAGUUGGUCAAUUCUGAUUGGCGAGGAUUUCCGCCACUGAGCGGCUUCAUGUGGGGUUAGUUGCUUAAGGGAUGGUGGAGUGUUGUCUACCUUCUGCUGCAGUCUCCUCAUUUAUCCACCGAUUCUGCCCCUGUGUCACCUCUUUAGUCCAGCUGCAAGAUUAUUGCAUUGCUUCCUGUUGGGCCUAGAGAAUUGCUUGUAAUUUUUCAGGGACAAAAAUGACAUGGUAAACACUGGCAACUAUCCAGCUGAAAAUCAGUGUUGUA
Molecule: messenger RNA, 2060 nt
Organism: Megalops cyprinoides (Indo-Pacific tarpon)
Lineage: Eukaryota; Metazoa; Chordata; Actinopteri; Elopiformes; Megalopidae
Product: rho-related GTP-binding protein RhoG-like
Exons: 2
Coding region: 106-681 (191 amino acids)
Biological process (GO): small GTPase-mediated signal transduction; actin filament organization; establishment or maintenance of cell polarity
Cellular component (GO): cell cortex; cytoskeleton; plasma membrane
Molecular function (GO): GTPase activity; GTP binding; protein kinase binding
Source: RefSeq, a predicted model, not a curated record